CUCAUCUCUUAAAGGGAGAGAGUGCGACAACCAGCCUGUUUUUUUUCCAACCUUCCGGCAGCGACGUCCCCGGGGAUUAACCCUUUCUUGUCCAGACGCCUUAGAACCGAGCCAGGCCGAGCUUGGCAGACACGGGAGGGCUUUUUCCUGGUCGGGAUCGACCCCGCUUCAGACACGGGGUGACGAACCAUUGGCUAAGUCUGCCCUGUAAGGCUGCCAGCCACUCCAGCAUCCAUCUAAUGGAGAAUGUGACAGGUGGACUUCCAGCUGGGGCAGUAGCUGCUGUCUUGAAGCCCAGUGAGGGACUACCUGAAGGGAGUUUGCCUGUCCGGGGCUAUGACUUUGACCAUGGGCUGGACUACCAUGCCUUGCUCCAGUCUUAUCUGGCCACAGGCUUCCAGGCUACCAACUUUGGGCAGGCUGUGAAUGAGAUCAACCGCAUGAUAGAAGCCAAGCUGACACCCCUGGGAGAGGAGGAAGGGAACCAUGCUGACCUGAAUCCCUAUCCUCGUCGCCUAUCUGGCUGCACCAUCUUCUUGGGCUUCACUUCUAACCUCAUCAGUUCAGGUAUCCGUGAGACCAUCCGCUACCUGGUGCAACACAACAUGGUGGAUGUUCUAGUAACUACAGCAGGUGGAGUUGAAGAAGACCUGAUCAAAUGCUUGGCCUCCACAUAUAUUGGAGACUUCAGUUUACGUGGGAAGGAGCUCCGGCAAAGCGGAAUUAACAGGAUUGGGAAUCUGCUGGUGCCCAAUGACAAUUAUUGCAAAUUUGAAGACUGGUUGAUGCCAAUCCUUGACCAGAUGGUGACAGAACAGGACACAGAGGGUGUGAAGUGGACGCCAUCAAAGCUUAUUGCGCGGCUUGGCAAGGAAAUCAACAAUCCUGAAUCUGUCUGUUACUGGGCACAAAAGAACAGCAUCCCUGUCCUGAGUCCUGCACUGACUGAUGGUUCCCUGGGGGAUAUGAUUUUCUUCCACUCCUACAAGAAGCCAGGCCUUGUGCUGGACAUUGUGGCAGAUCUGAGGCUUAUCAACACUCAGGCCAUCUUUGCCCAGAAGACAGGAAUGAUCAUCUUGGGUGGAGGCCUUGUCAAGCACCACAUUGCCAAUGCCAACCUGAUGAGAAAUGGAGCUGACUUUUCAGUAUAUGUCAACACAGCACAGGAGUUUGAUGGCUCAGAUUCAGGAGCUCGGCCUGAUGAGGCGGUAUCCUGGGGAAAAAUACGCAUGGAUGCAAAACCAGUCAAGGUUUAUGCUGAUGCUUCUCUGGUCUUCCCUCUGCUGGUCGCAGAGACUUUUGCCCAGAAAUCAAAUGCCUUUGCUGCAGAGAAGCAAAACGACUAAACUGAAGGCAUCUCAGAUGGCAGGAUCCUUCUGUUCCUGCCCAGCCUGUGUGCAUGGCACCGUAGUUGCUGGCACUUCCAUGGAAACUGCAUAGGGGAAGGCAAAAGAACUCCCAACUGCUAGAAGAAAACCUUGCUUCUUCUCCAUUAACCAUGAAUAAGGGCUGCAGUCCAGUCUCUGAAAGCAAGUCGCCUCACACUAACCUUCAAAUCACAACUGUUCAGUCAAACGUGUGUCUUGAGGAUCGAUUCUUCCCACUUUCCUCCUCUGGCAUCUCCACCUGAAAGCAGAGUGUUUGGGAGUGAAGAAUGGCUUGUUUUGGAGUGAAGAAUGGGUUGUUUCCACAGCGUGCUUCUUCUGUAAUAGUGGGAUGGUCCCAGGAUGUUAUAAUUGGCUUAGGCUUGCAGACAAGGUUUGAACAGGCCAGGUUAUCUCUGUACGUUCCUUUUCUGCCUUUUCCUUCCAUCCCUUUCCUCAUUAGUUUUCUCUUUAAUUUAUUUAUUAAUGUGUUUUAUUUGGAAUUGCCUAACUCCAGCUUCCUAAUAAACCAUAUUGGUCUUGAAA
Sphaerodactylus townsendi is the source of this 1910-nucleotide messenger RNA. It is a transcript of the gene DHPS, whose product is annotated as deoxyhypusine synthase. The coding region runs from base 240 to 1346 and encodes 368 amino acids. The transcript has 10 exons. The record is from RefSeq and is a predicted model, not a curated record. Gene Ontology annotation, biological process: peptidyl-hypusine biosynthetic process. NCBI's taxonomy places the organism in Eukaryota, Metazoa, Chordata, Lepidosauria, Squamata, Sphaerodactylidae. Gene Ontology annotation, cellular component: cytoplasm. Gene Ontology annotation, molecular function: deoxyhypusine synthase activity.